GCCUCAUCGGAACUGCCAAGGAACUUACGAAGCAGACACUUGAAUCGCAGCGCCAAAGUUUUUGCAACAGCAAACCAUAUUCCUUUCUGUCAGAUAAGUCACCAAAAUCUGCAAAAUCCUUAUCGCCGAUCCCAACCGUCACGCUAGAGAAAAAUCAUGCGAAUUUGCAAUAUCAAACCCUAGAGCAAGUGUCUGAGGUGGGUGUUUUUCUCUUAGUGGCGGAAAUGGAGAUUGAGUUCAACAGAAUCCAUGUUCAGUUACCCGAAGGAGUGGCUCCAUUCACACAUAUUACUCGAAAUGAACGUUCAGGCCGAAAGCAGAUAAAGCAAAAAGAAGAGGAUAUUGUCGUCUGUGAAUGCAAAUUUGAUUUCAGCAAAGCUGACCUUGCAUGUGGAGAUAGGUGUUUGAAUGUAUUGACCAGCACAGAAUGCACACCUGGAUAUUGCCCUUGUGGAAGCUAUUGCAAGAACCAGAGGUUUCAAAAAUCUGAAUAUGCAAAGACAAAAUUAUUCAAGACUGAGGGCCGUGGAUGGGGUCUUUUAGCUGACCAAAAUAUCAAGGCUGGACAGUUCAUUAUUGAAUAUUGUGGAGAAGUAAUUUCUUCAGAUGAAGCAAAGGAAAGAUCUCAAACUUAUGAAGCUCAAGGUUUAAGGGAUGCGUAUAUAAUAUCUCUGAACGCCAGUUACUUUAUUGAUGCCACCAAAAAAGGAAGUCUUGCUAGAUUUAUAAACCAUUCCUGCCAACCGAACUGUGAGACAAGGAAGUGGACAGUUUUGGGGGAAACAAGGGUUGGUAUUUUUGCAACCCAAGACAUAUCUAUUGGAACUGAAUUGGCAUAUGACUACAAUUUUGAAUGGUAUGGUGGUGUCAAUGUGCGUUGUCUCUGUGGGGCUCCUAACUGUUCUAUUUUUCUUGGUGCAAAGUCUCAGGGUUUCCAGGAGCAUAACCAUGUGUGGGAAGACGGUGAUGACAGAUAUACAGUUGAUGAAUUUCCCCUGUAUGAUUCUGCUGAAGACGAACCUUCAGAUAAACUCAACAAAGUUACGGACUCUGCCAUCCAAGAAACGUCAAUAACUGUGAAGACAGAAUACGCUGGGCUAAACAACGACAGUUUUGGGUAUAAAUACAAGACAUGUUUUUCAGGGAUGGUUGGUGGUGGGGCAGUUGGUAACUUCAAGUGUGAAGCGGAUGGGGAGAAAGAAGGUGGUCAGCAUCCUGUGGUAGCUUCUGGGCUGAGGAGUAAUAAUGCUUUUGGGGAUUUUAACAACGGAUCAGGUACAGGAUCUACAAAACGGCCAGCUAAGCGUAGCCCAAACAGAAAGCAAAAGCUUUCUAGUAGGAAGCAGAUCAAUGGAAAACGUGUUGCUCAACUCUUUGCUUCAAAAAAAGUUCAAGAUGAACUCAUAAAAUGCGAGGAGGUAAGAAGUGAAGCAACUGCAAAACUUGAUUCCGUAUAUGAUGAAAUACGCCCUGCAAUUGAAGAACGCGAAAGGGACAGCCUGGAUAGCCUGCCGACUAGCGUAGCAGAAAAGUGGAUAGAAGCGUCAUGCUCAAAGCUCAGAGCAGAUUUAGAUCUCUACUUCACAGUUGUCAAAAAUGUAGUCUGCCCUCCUCCCAUUACAACUGAACCAAAUCCAUCAGGGCCAGGAGAUACUGAGAAUGCUGUUGAUUGCACCAAAAAUUAAUGCUGCUGCUGCUACUAUCUUGAACAUACAGUUUUGAUUUUGGAAUUUGAUGGAGUCUGAGAUGACAACUAUUUGGGUGCUUAAUCAAACUGCAAAAUUUUAUGGUGAAUGUUGGCAUUGUCGAUGCCGUAAGCCUGUCCUUAUCGAAGAUGCAUAUAGCGCAGAUGUUGAUGCAUAUCUUGGCAAGGUUUGCAGCUGUGAGAUGAACAGCC
Molecule: messenger RNA, 1897 nt
Organism: Cynara cardunculus var. scolymus (artichoke)
Lineage: Eukaryota; Viridiplantae; Streptophyta; Magnoliopsida; Asterales; Asteraceae
Product: histone-lysine N-methyltransferase ASHH1
Exons: 11
Coding region: 225-1685 (486 amino acids)
Biological process (GO): regulation of DNA-templated transcription
Cellular component (GO): chromatin; nucleus
Molecular function (GO): protein binding; histone H3K36 methyltransferase activity
Source: RefSeq, a predicted model, not a curated record